AUGUCAACGUCGUUGUUGUUUGAGUGCGCAGAAAGUAGUAGUAAUAAUACGAAAAAGAUGACAGACACUGCCACCCCAGUUCCAGAAACUGUUGUUGAUACUCCAGCCGUCGUUGUUGCUGAUGCUGCUGUUGCCGCCCCAGCCAAAGACGAUGCUUCACUCUCACACAAAAUUAUGAAACAAGUAGAAUACUACUUUAGUGAUUCAAACUUCCCCAGAGACAAGUUCCUCAAAGGAGAAGCUGCUAAAAACCCAGAAGGAUAUGUUAAUAUUAUUACAAUUGCCGAUUUUAAACGUAUGAAAGAAAUGACAUCUGAUUUACAAUUGGUUACCGACAGUUUAAAGAACUCUAGUCGUCUCCAAGUCAGCCCAGACGAAAAGCAAGUCAGAAGAACCGAUCCACUCCCAGAUGAUGAAGAGCACGCCAAAAAGGUACUCUACUCAAAGGGAUGGCCCGCAGAAACCACCAUUGAAACCGUCAAGGAGUUCUUUGCUCCAUACGGUGCCUCUACCUCUGUUCGUCUCAGACGUAGAAUCAACAACCAAUUCAAGGGUUCUUUACUCGCCGACUUUGAAUCUGAAGAAAUCGUUCAAAAGAUUAUUACUGAAGCACCAAAGAAUGGUGAAAUCACUCUUCUUUAUCAAACUUUUAAACAAUUUAGUGAAGAAAAAAAACAAGAGAAAUUAGCCAAAUUAAAAUUAAAGACUGAACAAGGAGGAGAAAAGAGAAAAAAGAGAGAUGGUGAUGAUGAUGGUGAAAAGGAGGAAGAGAUCAAGGAAGAAGAAAAGAUGGUACCAAACACUAUUAUCCAAAUCAAGGAAGUUGGUGCUGGUUUGCAUAUGGGCGAUAUCAAGCAAGCUUUUGCUCAAUAUGGUAAAUUGAUUCAUGUCAACUAUACUGCUGGUGCCGACAAUGCACUUGCUCGUUACGAAACCGAAGAAAUGGCAAAGCGUGCCAUGGAAUCUUUCAUUGCCGAGAAAAAGGAACUCGCUGGCAAGAUCCCAGUCCUUUCCAUCCUCACUGGCGAGGAAGAAGAAAAUGAAUGGAAGAGCAUCUUUGAACUCAAGCAAAGAGCUCGUCAAAAUGGUGGAAACAGAGGUGGUAGAGGUCGUGGAGGCCGUGGUGGUCGUGGUGGUAGAGGUGGUAGAGGUCGUGGUGGUUUCAAAAAGCAAAAGAACUAA
Molecule: messenger RNA, 1182 nt
Organism: Cavenderia fasciculata
Lineage: Eukaryota; Evosea; Eumycetozoa; Acytosteliales; Cavenderiaceae
Product: Lupus La protein
Exons: 5
Coding region: 1-1182 (393 amino acids)
Biological process (GO): RNA processing
Cellular component (GO): nucleus
Molecular function (GO): mRNA binding
Source: RefSeq, a predicted model, not a curated record